CAACGGGCGGCUCUAGAGCCGAAUUCCUCAUAGCACCGACGAACCAUUUUGCAAUGCGAUUUCGAUUACCAGGGCUGAUCACAAACUUCUGGCUUACUGCUGCUUUGUCUCUGGUUUGAUCCUUUUAUAUCCUUGCAACGGAGUAAAUCGCACCGUACGGUUGUGGCAUAAUAGCCGUUGAAGAAAACCCCUGUCGCUUCGCUACCUCCACCACCUUACCUCACCUUACCUGCUGGGCAUCGAACCGUGCCUUACCUUUCCGCCAAAGCCAGAUGUCCAUUCAACGGCGCAUAUGACGAGUGAUAAUGUAUCAUCUAGGGUUCUUCUGACCUUAAAAUCAUUAGAUUCAAUAUUUAAAUCAAGCGGCAAUCAACGACAAGCCGAAUCUCGACGCUAGCUUUGAAGAGAAGAGAUAUCCGGCUGGCAGCCUAAUCUACCGAGUGACGUACAGUCACAUCAGGCAGGCACGCGCCCGUCCUGCCCAUCAACGGACCUUCCCGGUACCUCCAUUUCACAUCAAAUCCACGAUCAUCGGGCCUCCAUUGCCCUCAGCUACGGCUGUCCAGCUCCGAGAAGUAAACUUUUUGGACUUGGGGGAACAGCUGCGGCAACAGACGGGUCCCGUUAUAGCCCGGGCGCAAACCGAGACCUCAACACCGCAGCCAUGGCUCAGACACCCAUGUUGUCCGUGCCGCUCAAGGCCACCAGCGAGAUCGAUUGGGUUGCGCCCUUGAAGCACUACAUACAGAAUACAUAUGGAGACGAUGCCGAGCGGUAUGCCGAGGAGUGCGCGACGCUUAACCGCCUGCGUCAGGACAUGAGGGGCGCCGGCAAGGACAGCACCGCUGGGAGGGAUCUUUUGUAUCGUUACUAUGGACAGUUGGAGCUGCUCGACCUCAGGUUUCCUGUCGACGAGCAGCACAUCAAGAUCUCAUUCACAUGGUUUGAUGCCUUCACACACAAGUCGACAUCACAACACUCGCUGGCCUUUGAGAAGGCCUCCAUCAUAUUUAACAUAUCGGCAGUACUGUCUUGCCACGCUGCCCACCAGGCCCGAUCCGAAGAGUCCGGCCUCAAGACUGCGUACCAUUCCUUCCAGGCGUCCGCUGGCAUGUUUACCUACAUAAAUGAAAACUUUUUGCAUGCGCCAUCCUCGGAUCUUAGUCGCGAUACUGUCAAGGCGUUGAUUUCCAUCAUGCUAGGACAGGCGCAGGAGGUCUUUCUUGAGAAACAGAUUACGGACCAGAAGAAAGUUGGCUUGUUGGCUAAGCUUGCUAGCCAGGCGUACUCGCUAUACUCUCAGGCGACAGAAGGGGUCCAGGAAAACGUCAACAAGGCAAUCUUUGAGAAAGUCUGGUUGACCUUUAUCCAGAUCAAAAGUUCGUUGAUGAAUGCCAUGGCGCAGUACUACCAGGCACUAGCAGACGAUGACGCAAACGCACAUGGCGUAGCCGUUGCGCGCCUGCAGGUUGCCGAGAGUGCAGCCAAGGCAGCCUGUCGACUUGCAGGUGGCUUUCCGAGCACUGUACCACCUAAUUCGAACCUUGGGAGUGAUACAGGACCACUGCUCUCUGAAAUUGCGAACCGACAGCUUUCCACCAUCCAGGACAAACUCAAGGAAUUGGCCAAGGACAAUGAUUACAUCUACCAUCAAACUGUGCCGGCGGAAGCUAGUUUGGCAGCUGUCCCUAAGCUUCCGGCCGCGAAGCCCAUUCCCGUUAGCGAGCUUUACGCGGGACAGGACAUCCAGCGGAUCACUGGGCCCGAUCUGUUUGCCAAGAUUGUGCCGUUCGCCGUGACAGAAUCUGCAAGCUUAUACGACGAAGAGAAAGCCAAGCUUGUGCGGGCGGAGACGGAGAGGGUUGAUCUAGCCAACAGUGAGAUGGCGGCCAGUUUGGACUAUUUGAAGCUACCAGGUGCACUCGAGGUGCUGAAGGGCGGUUUCGAUCAAGAUGUGUCUCCCGAUGAGGAUUUCCGGACUUGGUGUGUUGAUGUGGCCGACCACGAGGACCCGCAUGCCAUAUUCGAGGCGCUUUCCAGGGACAAGGAACAUAUCAAAGGGAUCUUGGAUCGUAGUUCCAAGCAGUUGGAUAUGGAGGCACAUGUGUGCGAGAAGAUGCGGUCCAAGUACCAAGCAGAUUGGACCCAGCAGCCAAGUUCAAGGCUGACCACCACAUUGACCGGGGACAUUCGGAACUACAGAGAGGCGCUCGAGGAAGCGGCCAAGAGCGACGCUCAACUCAUGGCAAAACUUCGUCAGAACUCUGCCGAGAUUGAGGCUAUGCGCACGGCAGCCCAACACGGGGAGAUCGAUGCCCUGUUCCAAAAGGCGUUGAGCCGGGGGCGGGGAAGCACAAGCAACACCAACAGCCCCGGUGGUGUCGAACAGAACCUGCUAGAUGCCGACUUUGAUGAUGGUAAACCAAGCGUGGUGGACCAAAUCAACAAGGUUGAAGAGAUACUGAAGAAGUUGAGCCAGCUGAAGAGGGAGAGGAAUCAUGUUUUGAAGGAUCUUAAGGAUAAGGCGCACAACGACGACAUCUCUCAAAUACUUAUCUUGAACAAAAAGUCAAUAGCAAACUACGAGCAACAGCUUUUCCAGUCGGAGCUUGAGAAGUUCAGGCCAAUGCAGACACGUUUAGUCCAGGCUGGUCAUAAACAGUCGGCACUUAUGAAGGAGUUGACGGCUACUUUCAACAGUCUUUUGCAGGACAAAAGGGUCAAGGCCGAACAGAGCAAAUACGAGUCGAUACAGCGGCAAAGGAGCGCUGUCAUCAACAAGUACAAGCGUGCAUACCAGGAGUUCUUGGAUCUCGAGGCGGGACUGCAGGGUGCAAAGACCUGGUACACGGAGAUGAGGGAGACGGUGGAGAGUUUGGAGAAGAACGUGGAGACUUUUGUUAACAACAGGCGGUCCGAGGGCGCACAACUGCUCAACCAAAUAGAACAAGAAAGGGCAGCAAACAAGAACUCGCACGCCGAGCUCGAACGCGAAAGGAUGAGGGAACUGAUGGAGCGCAUGAACGUCGAGGGUCAACAGACGCCCGCCUCACCGCCGAAACAAUCAACGGGUUCAAGCCGGCCCAUUCCGGCGCCGUUGUUCCCCUCGGGUGGUGCCCCGACAUAUCCUCAGAUGAAUUUCCAAGGACAGUAUCAGCUGCCUCGGUCACCACCCCCAGGACAAAGCAACAUGCCGCAGUCGUAUAUGCAGCCACAGUAUCCGCAGCAGCAACAGCAGAAUGCGCACAACCAGUACGCCACCUACAACCCGAGCGCGCAUGGGCGCAUGCCUGGUCCGGCUUCACCUGCCCCGACGCAGACGACCUUUGGGAUGAAUGCAAUGCGGCCGGGACCUACCUCUCCACCACCGAAUCAGACAAGCUUUGGAAUGAAUGCAAUGCGACAAGGCCCUGCUUCUCCGCCCCCAACUCAGACAUCCUUCCAACAGCCGCCAAGCCGACCAUUCAGCAACACUUACGGCAACCCGAACGCACCGCCUACGCCUAACCAGCAGCAGAGCUUUGGCGCAGGAGCCGGAUUUGUGCCUCCACCUCCACCAGGGCCACCGCCUUUGGGGCCACAACAAACGUAUCACGUUGGUGCCUCGGAUUACUAUAGCCAGCAACAACCGGGCAGCCGGCCACACUCUACCCAGAACACUCAGCAACAGCACCAUCAGCCGCCGCCGCAGCAGCAGCAGCAGCAGCAGGCAGCGGAUCCGUGGGCGGGACUUAAUGCUUGGAAAUGAUUUGCAGUACAUGCGCACGCUUGAAGGUUUGGAUCGCGGUCACUGGGAUGGUCGAAUGAGAACAUUAUGGGUGGGGCUGCAGUUUGUAUUGUGAAGGUUUACCAGAUACGGAUGAGGAGUUGUUAUUGGUACCUAGACAGGAUGGAUAAAUAUGAAAGAAAUAAGUAAGAACGGGCUGUCUGUCAGUAGAUUUGAAAGUGCUCAUGAUAGAAGAUAAGCCAAAAACCAUAGUUUGAUUUGUAUUGGACA
Messenger RNA from Pyricularia oryzae 70-15, 3997 nucleotides. Its product is annotated as vacuolar protein-sorting protein bro-1. Gene Ontology annotation, biological process: protein transport to vacuole involved in ubiquitin-dependent protein catabolic process via the multivesicular body sorting pathway. The transcript has 5 exons. Bases 665 to 3748 code for a protein of 1027 amino acids. Gene Ontology annotation, molecular function: protein binding. The record is from RefSeq and is a predicted model, not a curated record. Gene Ontology annotation, cellular component: endosome. NCBI's taxonomy places the organism in Eukaryota, Fungi, Ascomycota, Sordariomycetes, Magnaporthales, Pyriculariaceae.